Molecule: messenger RNA, 2832 nt
Organism: Armigeres subalbatus
Lineage: Eukaryota; Metazoa; Arthropoda; Insecta; Diptera; Culicidae
Gene: Hmu
Product: adipocyte plasma membrane-associated protein Hemomucin
Exons: 5
Coding region: 238-2076 (612 amino acids)
Biological process (GO): biosynthetic process
Cellular component (GO): endomembrane system
Molecular function (GO): strictosidine synthase activity; hydrolase activity
Source: RefSeq, a predicted model, not a curated record
UCUCGCACUUCUCGUCAACCAUCAUCGGCCAUCCGCAGUUGACUUUUUCUUUCUCGUCGUAGCGGUCGUUCCACCAGAUUUGUGCCGUGUCAUCAAGUUUUUUUUCGGAAUUCUGAGUGAUUCGUUCCGGGGUCAUCCUCGAUAAUUGCUUUAGAGACUGCCGGUAGCAACAUCCGCGGACACGUAACAAUUGCUAAUUGAUUGCGGUGAGGGUAGGGAAGCACCCGUGAAAACAGGAUGGGUCUGCUGUACAAAAUCCGCAUCAGGGUCGUUAAUUUCCUGGUGUUUUUCUUCCUGGUGGUUCUGAUACCGGGACUGCCACCGAAGACAACGUUCCCCUUCGAAGGUUUCAGCAUACCGCCGCUGAAAGAACUGAAGGGUGGUCUGGAGCUGAACAACCAUCUCGACAACGCCGAACGGUUAUACGAAGGAAAACUGUAUGGCCCGGAGGCGAUCUUGGUACGCGAUAAACAAAUCUUCACCUCCAUUCACGGUGGCGAGGUAGUUGCCAUCGUUGGCCAACACAUCACACACGUAGCCAAGUUUGGCAAACCAUGCGAAUCUACCGCAGAGGAGGACGUCUGUGGACGCCCACUGGGAAUGGCGUUCGAUACGCAAGGAAACAACCUGAUUGUUGCCGAUGCGUACUAUGGCAUCUGGUUGGUGGAUCUUAGCACUAAGGACAAGUUCCAAUUAGUUUCCAGAGAUACGAUUCUUGAAGGCAAGGGAGUCAACCGUAAGCCACGAUUAUUUAACAGUGUGGCAGUUGCCAAGAAUGGAGAUAUCUACUGGACCGAAUCGACGUCAGAUUUCGAACUAAUGGACGGUGUGUUCAGUCUGUUUUCCAACCCUUCGGGACGGUUAUUCCACUACGAUAGAAAAACAAAGAAGAAUACCGUUCUUCUGGAUCGACUGUAUUUUGCCAACGGGCUGGCGCUCAGUCCGAAUGAAGACUUUGUGGUGGUUGCAGAAACGAUGUCGUCAUUGAUUCAUCGGUACUAUCUGAAGGGACCCAAGGCCGGAACGGACGAUAUCUUCGUAGAUGGUUUACCUGGGAUGCCAGAUAACUUGAUUGCAAACGAGGAAGGUCUAUGGGCUCCACUGGUUAUGGCCGCCGAUGAGGAGAAUCCUUCGUUAACUCGCCUCAUGUCUCGAGUGCCGUUGGUACGAAAGUUUUGCUCCCGCAUGCUCAUGAUAGCAGAGUUGCCGUUCCGGAUUCUACAUCAGGUGUGGCCCACUGUUCACAGUCAACGACUUCUACACGCCAUUGGUCACUUCGAGACAAUGAGGUUCCUCGUGGCGGAUCGUGUGACUCUGGUACGGCUAGACUGGAAGGGAAACAUUGUUGGAUCACUGCAUGGGUUCGAUAAGUCGGUGUCAUCGGUGUCGCAUGUUGCCGAAUUGGGAGACUACUUGCUUUUGGGAUCGCCGUUCAACAAAUUCCUAGCCAGAGUUCCAAUUCCGAAGGUGCCGAAGAUGAGCGUUCAAAAUGUACGGUUUGAGCCUGCGGGGGAAGGCAGUAAGAAGCCGGAAGUAACGACGACAACAACAACAACGACUACGCCCAAGCCAACCACUACCACUGCAGCGCCAACGACGACGACGACGACAACGACAACAACUCCAAAGCCAACUACCACCACUACAACAACUAAAAAGCCAGUGACAACCACCACAACUCCAAAACCCACAACCACACCGAAGCCAACCACCGAGAAGCCGGUGACCACUACUCCAAAGCCGACUACCACGACGGAGAAGGCUGCACCUAAGCCAACCACCACUACCGCAGCUCCACCCAAAAAGCCGGCUGCAGAGAAGCCAGUUCCUCCCAAGGAAAAGCCCACUCCCGCCACGGAGAAGCCGGUACCGGUAACGGAAAAACCCGCUCCUUCAACGGAAGCGCCCGCCAAGAAAGAGAAAAAGAAGGAGAAGGCCACACCCACCACGACUCCCGCUCCGGAGCGGACCGUUGAUCCGGCUCCUAUCCACGAAAAGAUUCCCAACGACACUCCGAAGCCAAAGCAAGAGAAGCUGAAGGUCAUCAAAAGGGGCGGCGAGCAGGGUGAGCUCUAAUGCCGAGAUGGCCCGCUUCCCAGCCUCCGUAGGAACAAAUCAAAUUCGAGAGAUGGGUGAGUUUCCGAAAGAAAACGCACAAUCAGUCUUCAAUGAGUUAUUUUGAUUUUGAUUGAGACAUUGGAGGCAACAUUCUGCAGCAUGCGAUCAUGAACAGCGGCAGCUCUUCUUUCAAACUUCACUCGAAAUUCAUCUUCAACUUUUGUCGUCGCCAUACCGUCUCAUGUGCGACUAAUGGUCUCUCUUGGCCUCCUAGUUUGUUGACUAAAAUCCUAUUAAUUUAUUAAUUAUUUGUUGUAUACUUAUAUGACUUUUAAUGUGACUUUCCCCUUUACUGUCGAAGUUGUUUAACUGUUUUUUCUGUAUUCGGAAUCUUUCAAAUCGUGAGAAUUACGUUCUAUUAGGUGUUAAGGUGUUAGGCCAUUGGUAAAUGGAGUCGAAAUUAGCAAAACAUGAUUUUGCCAGUUGAAAAUUAUGGUAAAGUAGGUACUUGUUUCGAUUAGGAAACAUUACUUAAGCGAAUAGUCCAAUGAGAUUGAAUUAUCUAUUUAAAGCAGUUUGAUGUUUUUUUUUUAAUUUUCCAUCACGUGUAGACAAACAUUCAAGAGAAGGGUCGUUUUCUCUCCACGGAAAAAUACUAGCGAUAGACUAAACUGCUUUAUUACAACUGAUAACACUACCCUAAGUACUAGAAAAUCGUACAGUGAUCAAGAGUUUAAAAAGAUAAUGGGAAAACAAAGGAUUUGGUGAAAAGAA